Molecule: messenger RNA, 1041 nt
Organism: Cladophialophora yegresii CBS 114405
Lineage: Eukaryota; Fungi; Ascomycota; Eurotiomycetes; Chaetothyriales; Herpotrichiellaceae
Exons: 2
Coding region: 1-1041 (346 amino acids)
Molecular function (GO): oxidoreductase activity, acting on NAD(P)H
Source: RefSeq, a predicted model, not a curated record
AUGAAGGCGAUUGUUCACGCUGGGGAGGCUGGGGAGGCGGUCUUGGUCAUCGAUCGCCCCAUCCCCAAGCUACGACCUGGAUAUAUACUGGUCGACGUCAAGGCGGUGGCGCUGAAUCCCACCGACCACAAGCAUCUCGACAAUUGGCAUCACAAGGGUGCGCUAGUGGGUUGCGACUUUGCCGGGGUGGUGAGCAAAGUAGGUAGCGGCUAUUCGAAAGAGUGGAAAGUGGGCGAUCAUAUCUGUGGCUUCGUACAUGGUUCGAACGAACUCGAAUUCGAAGAUGGCGCAUUCGCGGAGCAGAUCGUAGUCAAAGCCGAUGUCGGGCUACGGAUCCCGGACAACCUGUCCUUCGAGGAGGCUUCCACGCUCGGGGUAGGCGUCAUCACUGUCGGACAAGCCCUCUUUAUGGAGAUGGGACUGAAGCGUCCGAGUGCCACGGGCGCGGUUUCACCAACGGGAGAAUGCAUCUUGAUCUACGGCGGAAGCACCGCGACCGGCAGCGUAGCGAUCCAAUUUGCCAAACUCGCUGGAUUGACGCCCAUUACCGUCUGCUCGCAGCACAACUUCGAAUUCGUCAAGUCCUUGGGCGCAGCGGCGGCGUUCGACUACAAAGAUCCGGCUUGCGUCAGUCAAAUCAAGCAGUAUAUCGGCCAUGGUCGGGGUCCAAAGUAUGUAUUCGACACAGUUUCAACCGAGGCCACAGCCAAUCUAUGCGGGCAGGUAAUUGCUCCUCGGGGAUUCUGGGCGUAUGUCCUUCUUGGUACGAAAUUUCCGAGAGAAGAUGUCCGCAAGAUCUAUCCUCUAGCCUAUCUGUCCGUCGGUGAACGCCUCCAGAAAGGCACCCUCGAGUUUCCGGCUUCUCCACGCGAUUUCGUAUUCGUUUCGGAAUGGAUGCUGCUGGUAGAGGAGCUGUUGCGCAAGGGGCUGGUAAAGCCUCACCCAUCCCAAAUCGAGCACGGGUUGGAGAACAUUCUCGGUGGACUUGAGUUGAUGAGACAGGGCAAGGUCAGCGGCAAGAAGUUAGUGUAUACAGUGUGA